Messenger RNA from Colletotrichum abscissum, 1095 nucleotides. Its product is annotated as mannose-1-phosphate guanyltransferase. Lineage: Eukaryota; Fungi; Ascomycota; Sordariomycetes; Glomerellales; Glomerellaceae. Gene Ontology annotation, biological process: GDP-mannose biosynthetic process. The record is from RefSeq and is a predicted model, not a curated record. The coding region runs from base 1 to 1095 and encodes 364 amino acids. Gene Ontology annotation, cellular component: cytoplasm. The transcript has 4 exons. Gene Ontology annotation, molecular function: GTP binding; mannose-1-phosphate guanylyltransferase (GTP) activity.
AUGAAGGCCAUUAUUCUCGUCGGCGGCUUCGGCACUCGUCUUCGCCCUCUGACCCUCACCCUCCCCAAGCCCCUGGUCGAGUUCGCGAACAAGCCCAUGAUUGAGCACCAGAUCGAGGCUCUUGCUGCUGCUGGCGUCACCGAUGUUGUCCUCGCUGUCAACUACCGCCCCGAGGUUAUGGAGAAGCACUUGGCAGAGUACGAGAAGAGGUUCGGCUUGAACAUCACCUUCUCCGUCGAGACCGAGCCCCUCGAUACCGCUGGUCCCUUGAAGCUGGCCGAGAGCAUUCUUGCCAAGGACGACACCCCCUUCUUCGUCUUGAACUCGGAUGUCAUCUGCGACUUCCCCUUCAAGGACUUGGCCGAGUUCCACAAGAACCAUGGCGAUGAGGGCACCAUUGUGGUCACCAAGGUCGAGGAGCCUAGCAAGUACGGUGUCGUUGUCCACAAGCCUAAUCACCCCACCAAGAUCGACCGUUUCGUCGAGAAGCCCGUCGAGUUUGUUGGCAACCGCAUCAACGCCGGCAUGUACAUCCUCAACACCAGUGUUCUCAAGCGCAUUGAGCUUCGCCCCACCUCGAUCGAGAAGGAGACCUUCCCCGCCAUCGUCAAGGAUGGUCAGCUGCACAGCUUUGAUCUCCCCGGCUUCUGGAUGGACGUCGGUCAGCCCAAGGACUUCCUUACCGGCACCUGCUUGUACCUCACUUCCCUCACUAAGCAGGGUUCCAAGGAGCUUGCCUCCCCCUCAGAGCCUUAUGUCCACGGCGGCAACGUUCUGAUUGACCCCUCUGCCAAGAUUGGCAAGCACUGCAAGAUUGGACCCAACGUGACGGUCGGCCCCAACGUCGUUAUUGGCGACGGCUGCCGUCUUCAGCGUUGCGUUCUGCUGCCCGGUUCCAAGGUCAAGGAUCAUGCGUGGGUUAAGAGCACUAUUGUCGGUUGGAACAGCACUGUUGGCAAGUGGGCUCGUCUUGAGAACGUCACUGUCCUCGGCGACGACGUGACUAUUGGCGACGAGAUCUACGUCAACGGUGGCAGCAUUCUCCCCCACAAGAGCAUCAAGGCCAACGUUGACAUCCCCGCCAUCAUCAUGUAA